AUGGAGUGUACAAUUUGGCGAAUGAAAUCACCGUGCCACAUAAUGAUCGUGUUCACGUGCGCCGCAGAUCUUGUUCACGAAAUCGGACAGUACCCUUUUGUGUAUCUGUUUUUCCGAAACGGUACAAUGAUCCAGUCGCGCUGUUUUUGGAUGCAGUUGAUUCCAAUGAUUGGAGCUUGUGCUGGAAGUCCUUUGAUCCUUUGCUUAGGCCUGGAUCGUUUCGCUGCAGUACGAUUUCCUUCAAGGUUGGUUCAAUGUGCGAUACCUCAAAGCUUUGGAGUCGUGGCUUUCGAUUUGCUGAAUCAGAUUGGAAUCGCAGUGAAUGUCGCUAUCGUCGUAGUCACUGAGUACCGUGACGUUAUCAGACAGAUGUUCGGCUACACUGCAAAAGUGAAGAAGGCGCAGGAA
This is a messenger RNA of Ostertagia ostertagi, 408 nucleotides long. NCBI's taxonomy places the organism in Eukaryota, Metazoa, Nematoda, Chromadorea, Rhabditida, Trichostrongylidae. The record is from the annotation of a GenBank genome assembly.